AAUGAUUUCUUACGUGCAAACGGAGAAUCGCUCAAUUUCGUCCCUCUGUUCGGAAGUUGUAGACCACUUUCCCGGGAAGCUCUAUCAAGAGGUGCAGUUGACUACUAAACCUGCAGCUUGGGGACUUCAAGGAUUACCGUGAAUUUCGGUCACGCGCUAAAACAUUGUUAUAGAAUCAAAUCUCUAUACUUUAGGCUUAGCAGAGUGUCCAAUGGAUUCCGCCAGCAAUGUUCAGAUUGUCCCCUCAUCGUCUGAUCUUUCCUCUCCUAUCUCCGAAUCCCCAUGGGAAUAUGAAGUUUUCCUCAGUUUCAGAGGUGAAGACACUCGUUAUACUUUUACUGAACGUCUAUACGAGGCCUUGGUCGAGAAAGGGGUUGUCACCUUUAAGGACGAUGAAGAACUCGAAAUAGGGAAACCCAUUUCGCCUGAACUCAUAUGUGCAAUCAAGAAAUCGAGAAUCGCAGUCGUCGUCUUGUCAAGAAACUAUGCAUCUUCCACAUCUUGCUUGCAAGAACUUGUAAAGAUUGUUGAACGCGUGGAAGAGAGACGGAUGAAAUUUUUUCCCAUCUUCUAUCAUGUGGAUCCAAGCAAUGUUCGGCAUCAGAGGGAGACUUUUGCAGAUGCCUUUGUAGAGCAUGACAAACGUUUCAAAGAAAACAUAAAGGAGGUGCGAGCGUGGAGAGAUGUUUUGAAAAAAGUGGCCAAUCACUCCGGAUACUCCCUAAAGGAUGGGUCCGAGUCAAUGCACAUCCAAACCAUUGUUGGAAAGAUAUCCCGUGAUUUGGAUGGUACACUCUCAGGUGUUGAUGAGGACAACCUUGUUGGAAUGGACUCCCGAGUUGAGAAAAUGCUUGCACAAGCUGUUUUUAAAAGGAUCCGUAGUCAAUUUCAAGCUAGCAGCUUUCUCAACAAUGUUAGAAUGGAGCACGAAAAACAUGGUUUAGCUACAUUGCAGCAACAACUCCUCAUUGAUAUGAAGUUAAAGAGUGAAAAAGAUAAAGCAUAUGUGUGUACAGGAAUCGAUGAGACAAUUAAGAGAUUGCGUUACAAAAAGGUUCUUCUGGUUCUUGAUGAUGUGGAUAAUAUAGUACAAUUAAAAACAUUAGCAGGGAACCAUAAUUGGUUUGGCUCAGGGAGUAGAAUUAUCAUAACCACUAAACACAGACAGCUAUUGAAAAUACAUGGAGUACAAAAUGUGUACAUGGCUGAGAAAUUGAAUGAAUGUGAUGCUCUACAACUCUUUUGUCAAGAAGCCUUCCACAAACCCCAUUGUGAAAAAGGCCUUCUAGAUCUAUGCGAGGGGUUUAUAAGUUAUGCUGAUGGGCAUCCUCUAGCUCUUACAGUUUUGGGAUCCUCCCUGUUGGGAAAAGAAAGAAAGCUAUGGGAAAGUGCUUGGGAUAGGCUAAAAGAAUUUCCUGACAAAGUUAUUCAGAACACACUUCAAAUCAGUUUUGAUGCUCUGGGGGAUACGGAGAAAAAACUAUUUUUAGAUAUUGCCUGCUUCUUCAAUGGGGAGGAGAAAAAAAGAGUAGCUGAUAUACUAGAAGGUUCUGGUUGCUACCCGAAAAUUGAUAUGGAAAAUCUCAUUGACAAAUCUCUAAUAACCAUUUUAGAGAGAAAAUUGUGGAUACAUGAUUUACUACAGAGAGUGGGUUGGGAAAUUAUUCGUUGUCAAUCCCCACAGAAUCCAGGAGAACGCAGUAGGUUAUGGCUUUGUGACGACGUCUUUAAAGUACUAAUGGAUAAUACAGGAACGGCUUCAGUUGAAGGCAUGAUGCUAAACUCAUAUCCACAUCAACAAGAAUGCUUGAAGCCUGAAGCAUUCUCGAUGAUGACAAAUCUGAGAUUGCUUAGAAUCUACAAUGUGCACCUUCCACUGGGCCUCAGUUAUCUUUCUAACGAGUUACAUCUUAUGGAAUGGUAUGCAUAUCCUUUGAGAUCCAUACCAAGGGGUUUUCAACCAGUCAAACUUGUUGAGCUCAUAAUGCCUCGCAGCCGCUUUGAGCAGCUACCAAUGGGAUUUACUAAUUUAAAAAGGCUGAAACUCCUUGACCUUAGUGACUCUCGAAACUUAAUCCUGACUCCUGAUUUCACUGGUUUCCCAAAUCUUGAGAAGCUGAUUCUUCAAGGCUGCACAAGAUUGGAAAAGGUUGACCCAUCUGUUGGAGCUCUUGAAAGGCUUAUUCUAUUAAAUUUGAGGGAUUGCAAAUGUCUUAGAAGCUUUCCACACAAGAUCAACUUGAAAUCUCUUGAAAUUUUAAUUCUAUCUGGCUGUUCAAGACUCAAAAAGUUUCCAGAGAUAGGACAAAAUAUGAUAUACUUGUCAAAGCUUUAUUUGGAUGGGACUGCCAUAGAAGAAUUACCAUCAUCAAUUGAGCAUCUAACUAAUCUAGUUCUAUUGAAUCUUCAAGAUUGUAAAAGCCUUUUGAGUUUUCCGAGAGUCCUUUUUGGUUUGGCAUCUCUUAAAUCUCUUAUUCUUUCAGGGUGCAGGUGUCAACCAACUAAAUCAGGGCAUCCACUUGGACUUUCUCCCAUUUUAUCUCCAAUUGAUGUCCGUCUCAACUUUGUACAACUAAUUUCUUUUUCUGUCCUAUACUAUUUGAUACUGCCAAACACAUAUCUCCGCAUCCUCACCUGUGUUGAACUUAUUUUAUGGACACAUUUUUUAUGUGUUGCCCGACAACAUGAGUCAAAACCCAUUAACUUAUUGUUGCCAAGGUCGUUCUCAUGGUUAAGCUCUGUGGUGUCUCUAGAUUUAAGUGACUGCAAUCUAUUGGAUGGAGCAUUCCCUGAUGAUCUUAGUCGCUUAUCUUCUUUACAGUCUCUAAAUUUGAGCAGAAAUGGCUUUAUAUGCCUGCCCAAUAGCAUUUCACAGCUUUCUAAGCUCAAAUUUCUUUGCUUGGAUAAUUGUACCAAGCUUAAAUCAUUGCAAAAUCUUCCCAUAAGUACACAGUUGGUGAUGGCACGAGAAUGUACUUCACUGGAAAAUUAUUCUGGUCAAGUGGUUGUGUGGACUUCUGGUGAAACUGGAUUCACUUUUAUUAAUUGUCUCAGCCUAGCCGAUGAUGAAGAAUGCAAAGUAGGCGAGGUUUUCUUGCUUGAUUCACAAGUCCGACCACUAUGGCAAAGAUACAUGGAGGUUUCUCUCUCUCUCUCCCUCUCUCUCUUACAUGCCCGUACACUUGCGAACACUCACAAGUAUAUACCCACACUGAAAAUAUUUUUACUUAAUUUCAAUAUUUUGCAGGAGAAAAUUCAUCAAAGCCAAGGACUUCAAAGCAUUUUGCCUCAAACAGAAAUUCCGAAGUGGUUCAGCCAUCAGAAAUAUGGGUCAUCUGUACUGAUCCGGAUACCUCCUGAUUUGUAUGAAAAUAGUAGUUGGAAAGGAAUUGUGUUGUGUGCUAUUUUUGUAGUCCACAAAGAUUUGAUCAGCAGCAUUUCUCCUAGUCAGGAUCCAUAUUUCCACAAGUUCAGACUUCGUUUGGACAUGGAUGGAGGUCUUGUAGAUUGCCCUCAAGUCUUUAGCAUUCCCAAAGAUAGAUUCCAUGCAGGUUCGUUUGGACUUUGGCUAUAUCUGUCCCAUGAGAGGUUUAGGGACAAUUUAGAUGAACGCAACUGCAUUAGCCCUUCAAUUACAACCCACAGUCCAGAUGUUGAGAUUAAAGCCUGUGGUGCGCGUAUACUGUAUGAUACAGAUAUGGCUGAGUUUGUACAGAAUUUGAGCGAGAAUAAUUUUAGGAUUUCUUAAGACCUCCUUCAUCAAGGCCAUGAAAAUUCAUGGAAUGUCAUCUGAACAAUUCCCAAAGGCAUCUGGCAGAGGGAAGGGGACGCCAACUCGUUUUUCAUUCUCUAGAGAGCACGAUACGGAAGUCGGAACCAGAGCAGGUGCAGAAAACUGGCAUAUGACUUGGGAAGGUGACCAAAUCGUGGAGUUGAAUGUAAAAAUAUUUUUAAGAAUGGUGAGAGUUAAUGG
Molecule: messenger RNA, 3973 nt
Organism: Juglans microcarpa x Juglans regia
Lineage: Eukaryota; Viridiplantae; Streptophyta; Magnoliopsida; Fagales; Juglandaceae
Product: disease resistance protein RUN1-like
Exons: 5
Coding region: 212-3748 (1178 amino acids)
Biological process (GO): signal transduction; defense response
Molecular function (GO): ADP binding
Source: RefSeq, a predicted model, not a curated record